Molecule: messenger RNA, 1408 nt
Organism: Quercus robur (English oak)
Lineage: Eukaryota; Viridiplantae; Streptophyta; Magnoliopsida; Fagales; Fagaceae
Exons: 3
Coding region: 10-1338 (442 amino acids)
Source: RefSeq, a predicted model, not a curated record
AUUGACAAGAUGACAAACAUUCAUCAAACUGCUAGAUCCUUUCCUGACUCAACACCCAUCUCUCAUAAAUUCUUUUCAUCCAAGACCAUUUUGUGGCAACCUAAUUUAAAAGAACUUUCAUUGGAGGGUUUAUAUGAAAGACUAGAAGUGGUAUUUGAUCUUGAAGGACAGAAGGACAACAAUGACCAUCAGAGAAUCGCAGUACUUGCUGAAUUGAAAACUUUAAGAGUAAUUGGUUUAUCUAAUUUGAGGUAUGUGUGGAAGAAUGUUCCACAAGGAAUUCAGGGCUUUCAAAACCUAACAUCAAUUAAUGUAUAUAGAUGUCAUAAACUAAGAUAUUUAUUCCCACCUACUAUUGCAAAACUACUUGUGGAACUUCAAAGCAUUAAAAUAUGGUGGUGUGACAUGAUCGAAAACAUUGUUCAAAGAGAUGGAGAAGAAGAGGCAGAGGAUAUCAUCUUGUUGCCUAAACUUACUUCCUUCGAUUUAAGUUCUCUGCCAAAUCUCAUGAGUUUCUGUAUCAAACCUUAUUCUUUUGAAUGGUCAUCCAUCGAGAAGAUCUAUAUGUAUGGGUGUCCGAAAUUCAAAACAUAUGGGAAGCUGCAGAAAGAGGGUAUUUUGACUAAGGAUCCAAGAGCUAAUGAUAUCGACAACAACUCCAAGACAUGGGCUUUUUUUCCAUCCCAUUUGAUUGUGUGCUUAAAGAAUCUAAAAAUGAUGAAAUUGAGCAACUGUGAUUCACUAGAAUUUAUAUUUCAACAUGAGGAACUAAAAGUUGAGGAAAGUCACAUGGCACUGGUACUUGAUCAGUUAAGGAGAUUGGAUCUAAGUGAUUUGCCAAAACUGAUGCACAUAUGGAAGAAGGGCCCAGAAAGGAUCUUGGGCUUUGGGAACUUGAGAUUGUUAAAAGUAAGUGGAUGUGACAAUCUGACAUGUUUGUUCUCACCAUCCGUAGCAAAACUGCUUGUGAUGUUAGAGAAAAUUGAAGUUAUUUACUGUAAGAAAAUUGAAGAAAUCCUUACAAGAGCAGGAGAAGAAGAAAAAGAAAAGGACGUUUUGUUUGACAAAGUGAACUCAAUCGUGCUUUGUAAUUUACCAAAUCUGAAGUGUUUUUGCUCUGAAACUAAUGCUUUAGACUGGCCAUCGCUAAAGGAAAUAAGGGUAAUUAAAUGUCCUAGUUUAAGCACGUUUAUUCCAUCUAAUCUAAACACACCUAAGCUAGAGGGAGUAUACAAUAAUCAUCCAUGGAUAGAAGAACGAACAUGUCAUUGGAAGGGAGACCUGAAUGCCACCAUAGAGCAUAUAUUCAAAGGAAAGGAAAAGCCGGUGGAUCAUUAGACACAUAAACAAGAGCAAACUGAGAUUAGUGAGACGGAUGUGUGAUGUUGGGUAAGACAUAUAAGUGGUG